Molecule: messenger RNA, 916 nt
Organism: Mucor mucedo
Lineage: Eukaryota; Fungi; Mucoromycota; Mucoromycetes; Mucorales; Mucoraceae
Exons: 5
Coding region: 280-825 (181 amino acids)
Source: RefSeq, a predicted model, not a curated record
ACUCUUUUACCUCUCUUAACUUUAUCUAAAAAGAGAUGCGCGAAAAGCAAUCCAAAGCCACACAAGAAAGACAUGAGCGUAUGCUUAACGAACUGUUUAAAUUGCCCGGGAAUGACCGCUGUGCUGAUUGUACAGCAAAAAAUCCCCGCUGGGCUUCCUACUCUCUUGGAAUCUUCUUAUGCAUUCGCUGUGGAAGUCUACACCGUAAGAUGGGAACCCAUAUUUCAAAGGUGAAAUCAGUUAGCAUGGACCGCUGGACGUUACAGGAAAUUCAACUCGAUGAACCCAAACCCUUCGAAACACUGCUUACCUAUAGCACUUGACGACGAUCAUGCGAUGGAGAGAUACGUCCGAGACAAAUGGGAAAAGAAAUCGUUCAUGGAAACAACUAGUGUAAAUAACAACGACAUACAAACUGGUAUAACACAACCUGUGGAGGAUUCAAGUAUGAGUAUUACUAGUUUACAACAAAAGGGGGAUUCAAGUACGAGUAUAAGCACUACGGACAUGAGUACGCCAUCCCUAAGCAGCACAAAUAGUAGUCUUUUAUCAUCUCCUACUAUGCAAUUCGCGGGCCGAGUUGCAACAGAAACAUCCAACAGUGUCAACCCCUUUCUCAAAAAUAACCUAUACAAUCCCUUUGCGACGAUCUCAUCUUUUAGUAAUCCAGUCACACCACCUUCCAACAACCCAUUCACACAGCAACAACACUUUGUACAGUCCCCUUUUGAUAUCAGCUACAACACUUCUGGAAACAGUUAUUUUAGUCAGAAUAAUACUUCAAACAACAACACCGGUAGCAGACAUAAUCCAUUUUAUCAAUAAAAGCGUGGCAUUUAGUACAAAAAAAAAAAAAAAAUGGGAAUAACUAUCACAUGAGCUCUGUUACUGUCAUAAAUCUGUGUGUAAUUUCAAA